Molecule: messenger RNA, 513 nt
Organism: Nanorana parkeri
Lineage: Eukaryota; Metazoa; Chordata; Amphibia; Anura; Dicroglossidae
Product: thymosin beta-10-like
Exons: 3
Coding region: 195-320 (41 amino acids)
Biological process (GO): regulation of cell migration; actin filament organization
Cellular component (GO): cytoplasm
Molecular function (GO): actin monomer binding
Source: RefSeq, a predicted model, not a curated record
GUGAGCCGAGGCUGCACCACGUGACACGCUCUGCCGACAGCUUCAUUUGCAAUCAGCCAAUGGCGUGGAGGCUCGACGAAUGCAUUGGGCUGGGCUCGCUGUAUAAAUAGGGGGCCGGCGCUCCGUGCCCAUUGUUCCUCUUGUGGAGUGUUACAAGCUCGGUGUUGCGGUAGCUGCUAGAUAAGAGCUCGAAGAUGGCAGACAAGCCGAACCUUCAAGAGAUUGACAGCUUCGACCGGUCAAAGCUGAAGAAAACCGAGACCAACGAGAAGAACACACUGCCUACGAAAGAGACGAUCGCACAAGAAAAACAGAGCUAGAAUGUGAUCCUGGACCCUCCACAUGAUUUGAUGAAAUGUGGCUCGUGCUGGAGAUUCAAAUGCACUGUGAAUGAAGACGUGACCUACCAGUCAUAUGUUGGAUCAUGGAAUGCCAAAAAAAGGGAAUUGUCUGUCUAAACUUGUCUUCCCUCUAAGUAUUUGUUGAAUGGAAUAAACACUUUGUGCAAUAAAA